AUGCCUGAUCCAGGAAUGUUCAUCAAUCAACAAAUGUAUGCUCAACCACAAUAUCCAGUAAUUUACCAACCAUCCGGGAUAAUGAUGCAGCAAGAUACGACGACGGCGCAAUUCGAAUUAGUGUUUGCUGCGCCACAAUUUGUGGAAACCACGGUUUGGCAUUCUACUACCUACGCAGUGAGCUAUCAACAAACGUCAUCACAAUAUUACCAACAAUUUGCAAAUCCAUCUUUCCUACCAACACAGCAAAUUGUUCCAUCACAUGAGGAUUUG
This is a messenger RNA of Funneliformis mosseae, 273 nucleotides long. The record is from the annotation of a GenBank genome assembly. NCBI's taxonomy places the organism in Eukaryota, Fungi, Glomeromycota, Glomeromycetes, Glomerales, Glomeraceae.